AGGUUCCCAUGUUGGUUGAAAUCGUGAAAGCAUUUGGAAGGGAAGUUAUGCAGAAGUUUGUUGAUGGUGAAACGAUGAACUUCACCUCCAAGCAUGGAAUGGUUAUGAAGAAUUUCAUGACACGCCUGACCGGGGAGCAGCCCUGGACGGUGGACCUGGGGGAGGAGGCCAACAUCACCCUUCCACGGGGGUUCUGUCCUACGGGAACCUGCGGGGAGGAAGUGGGCGUGACUGCCUACAGGUGGCCUCAUCUGACCUAUUGCCACCCCAAAAGCGAGGAGAAGAUGGCACCCGACACCCGCGUCAUAGCCAUGGACCUGAUGACCAAAUCCCUCGCAGAGAUCGUGGUGAAGAAGUUGGAAAAUCCCAUCGUUAUCUACAUUCCCAGAACGCCCAGUAGGAAUGGGAAUGUGCCCUUGCCAGAGAACGGCUCCUCCCUCAACCUGGAGAUCACCCCGGCUGGCCCCUCCGAGCGCCUCUUCCUCGUCCUCGCCAAGGCCAGAAUCCCCACCUUGGAGCGCCACGACUGGAGCGCCCUGGUCAAGGACCUCCCCAAGCGCAAUGGUGGGCUCGCGGCAGACACCUACGAGUGGUUCUUCUCCAACGCGGACCUGAAGGGCGAGGGGUCGUACUUCCUCGGCGUCGGGGAGUUCAAGGCCGGCUUCGACCCCGCGGCCUUCCUCAGGGACCCCGAGUCGAGCGGCGCCACCAAGGCCCACCUGAAGAACAUUUCGGUCGCCUACGAAAUCCGGAUUUAUACGUCGGGCUGCUAUUUCUACAACGAGGAUUUGGGGGAGUGGAUGGCCGACGGGAUUCUGGCCAGCUUCUCCGACCUCCGCGUGUCCCGCUGCGAGUCCCGCCACCUGACCCAGUUCGGCGCCGGGUUCUUCGUCCUGCCGAAUUCCAUCGACUUCAGCUACACCUUCGCCAAAAUCGGUUUCCAUGACAACGUGACCAUCUACGCCACGCUCAUCGUCCUCUGGGUCAUUUUCGUGGUGUUGAUGCUGGGAGCGACGCCCCUCCCAGACAACAGAGUAGAAGACAAAUACCUUUACGAGAUCCUCGUCUUCACCGGGAACAAGAAGGAGGCACAGACGGACUCCACGGUCCAGUUCAUCGUGUCAGGGGAUCGAGACGAGUCCGAAGUGAGGACCUUUGGGGACGAGAAGCGAAGGAUCUUCAGGAAGGGGGGGAUCGAUGUCUUCGUUAUGGCCGAGUCCAGGCCCUUAGGAAAACUAUCCAUGCUGAGGAUCUGGCACGACAACAGCGGCCGGGGACCCAACGCCUCCUGGUACCUGAGUUACAUCGUGUUCAGGGACGUCCAGACGGGAGAGAAAUACGCCUUUAUUGCCAAUCAGUGGUUUGCGGUGGAGUGUGAGGACGGACAGAUCGACCGGACCUUAACCGUGGCAGGGAAGGGCGAGCGGAGGCUCUUCCUGCACCUGUACCACAACACGUCCAGCCGAGGCAUCGUCGACGGCCACCUGUGGUUCUCGGUGUUCCUCAGGCCGCCCAGGUCGCGCUUCACGAGAUGCCAGCGCCUUGGUUCCUGCUUCUCCCUGCUGUUCCUGUCCAUGCUGGUCAACGCGAUGUGGUACCAGCGCGUCCCCGAGAAACCAGGCUUAGGCAGCUUCGAGUAUGGGCCUUUUAGCAUGAGCACGGAGCAGAUCGGCGUGGGCGUGGUGAGCAACCUCAUCGUGUUCCCGCCCACACUCCUCAUCGUGUUCUUGUUCCGGAAGUCGCGCCCGAAAGUCCUAAGGAAGUCCAGGAUUUUGAAGGCUGUUGAGGAGAUGCGGUCAAAGGCCAAAGCCGAGGGAGCUCUGGCGUCGGACUGCGAGAGCAACGAUUCUCUUCUCCACCACAAGUUUAUUCAGAAAAAAGAACUUUUCUCAACCACCCUCAACACCUCUCAUUCUCAGUACCUUCUCACCCCUCCACACCAACCCUCCGACACAACCUUUCCACACCACCUCUCCACCACCCUUUCCCACCACCCUCCACAUCUUCUCAGUUUUAAGUCUUCCACACGACGAGAGAAAGUGAUUACGGGCAUCUGGUCUCGCGGGUCAAGAACUCCAAUCUUCACGAACACCAAGUCAUUCACACAGCUGUUGUCACCACGGUGA
Molecule: messenger RNA, 2126 nt
Organism: Penaeus vannamei (Pacific white shrimp)
Lineage: Eukaryota; Metazoa; Arthropoda; Malacostraca; Decapoda; Penaeidae
Source: RefSeq, a predicted model, not a curated record